GCUGACUGUCAGUUGCCGGGUAAAGGACUACAGUUCCCGGCGGCAACCGGCGCGCGGCGCAUGCGUAUUCAGCGGAUGGCUGUUAAAUAGCGGCUGAGAUUGGAGCGGGAGAGUGAGUGGAGGCACUUACAAUCCUUAAGGGAAGACGGGAGCACGCAGAACUGGAGAGUGGCCAUUUUUCGGGGAAUCCAUGUCACAACAAAGAAUUCAAUCUUUCCCAAUAGGUACUCUAGAAAAAUGAGGGGCUUGCUAAGCUGGUUCCAUUGGCGAUGGGAUGAACCAGCCCAUCACCCGCUGCUGGACCGUAGCUCACCAGAGUCCUUUGCCCUGGGCUAGUUUUUCAAAUUGUUCCCAGGUGUAGCCCAUCUUCGAAGACCCCUUCUCUCUCAGAGUGAUUCUACAUCAAUCAAGUUUAAACUAGAUCUUUGAAAGGAUGAAAAGUUGCUAGAAAGUCGAAGGAGUUCUUCAAUCGUUCAGCACAAAAGCCCAAGGGACCACUAUAACAACAACUAAGACCCCAACUGCAAGGCUCUGCACAUCAUUGAACAAAUGUUUAUACCAGAUUCUGUGGUUUGAGAGUGGCAUACAAAGGAUAGUGUUUCCUCACUAAAAAAGCAACACAUAUUUCCCUUUGUGCAGCACACAUCAAAUUAAAUGGCUGCAUUUUGUAAUAAAUUCAUUGUCAGCUUCCUGUGCUGUAUAUGAGUUGGCUAGUGCUUAUCGUCACUGCACAUACAACAGGAACUCCAGCUGCACCUUCCUUAACUGUACAACCACUGAACAAGGCGACAGGAAUUAAUGCAGAAGACAUUAUAUAAAAGGAUCAGACUCCUUUCUUAUGAGAGACUUGAGAUCAUUUGGCUAUAAAGAUGUGUAGGUUAAUUUCUACACAAAUCCAGAUAUCAGCUGUUGAAGAGUUUUGGUUUUGUUCUGUGCUGGUAAACUGCUACCCUGAAUCCAAGGCACUUUGUUGAGAAGAUUUAAGAGAUUCCUAUUUUCAGCCUAUGCAUAGGGAGCAUAUGGUUUGAAAACCUCUUCGGCAUCCCUGAGCAGAAGCAACACCCAUUGCCAUAGGAACCUACAAAAAACAAUGGACGGGGACCAGCUUUGUAGAACUGAGACGAGAGAGAAGGUGUUGAAUUUUCCUGGCAUUGGGAAUUGUGCCCCAGGCGCACUUCAAGAACAGCAUGGUUACAAAAAUGGUCUGCUGGGUUUGUGUCUACGCCCACAGGUGACUGACGAUGCGUGCAACGGAAAAGCAGUGCUGAAAUCUAUACCUAUUUCUACAUUGAAACACAAUGGCCUUCUACAGUCUCUUACUGCAGGUGGUGAUGAGCAGAAGCAUGAUGUGGAAGUGACGUUGGAGGUGCUGCAGGCAGAGGCAGAGUGGGAAGCUUUGGAAACAGCACAAAAAGAAUUACCAUUGGAGGAACGGGAAGGUCCAACUGACAUCACAGGAUCCACCCUGCUCAUCUCCUUUAAUGAAGCACUUCAGCAUUUCCAAACAGCAGAUCUCUAUGAGUACAGGAAGAACAUCCAGCCAACUGUACGCAGGACAGGAUUUUCUGCCAUCACCCAUUUUCUCUUUGGCCCACCACGUUUGCACAAGGAGUUGCAGGAAGAGCGGGAUCUGGUAUUUGCAAUUGGCCAGUGCUCCCUGGACAACAAUCAGAAAGUUCACAUUCGGGUUUUGCAGACAAUUUACAAAAAACUGACAGGGGCAAAAUUUGACUGUGCACGAUAUGGCACACACUGGGAGCAAUUGGGAUUUCAAGGUCGAGAUCCAGGGACAGACCUACGUGGGACAGGGUUCCUUGGUCUGAUGCACACAUUAUAUAUGGUGAUGGACCUGAAGACUCUACCUUUGGCUCGGGACAUUUACAAACUGUCACACCAUCCGACACAAAAUUUCCCUUUCUGUCUAAUGUCCAUUAAUAUCACCAGAAUCGCUAUCCAGGCUCUGAGGGAAGAAUGUCUAUCCAAAGAAUGUAAUCGAAGACAGCAAGUGAUUGGAGUCCUUAAUGAUUUCUACGUGGCAGCCUUCCUGCAUCUUUAUCAGAUUUGGAAAACACAGCACAAAACCAUCUCUGAUUCAGGAUUCGUUCUUAAAGAGGUUGAAACAUUUGCUAAAAAGAAUCCAAAGCAACUGCUGAAAAAGUUGGAAAUCUACUUGAUGGAGCGACAGAAUGGGAUGGUCCUGUCCACGGACAAGAUGUCCCUAGCUACCAAUCACGCUGGGGUGAGGCCAAAAUCCACAUCAGCUGCAAACACCAAAGAGAUGAACUUUAUGGGCGUGUGUGAGCUGGAGCCAGAGCCUGAGGCUGAGGUGCGGCUAAUCUGAAACUAAGCGUGAGUGAUGAAAAUUGAGAAAAAUCAUCGACAUCACCAUGUGGCAGGGAUGUGACAUCUGAAAGUUUCACUAUUACAGCAUGCACUAAAGUACUGGACAUUAUGUAGGCUGGCAUUAACCAUACACAACAACAUCAGUGCAGUAGAAUCUUGGCUUCCCCUAAUAACAGUGGCUUGCAAGUGUGUAAUUGUUGUAGGCUUGCUGUAUUAGCUCAUAUAUUCAGUGCUACUCUAGCUUGAACACUCAAGUGCUGUUUCCAGAUAAUGCUAGCACAAAGAAGCUUUCUGCUACCUUUCAAAACUGUUCCUCCAUUGGAACUUUACCCUACUCAGGAGAGGAGAACAUAUAUGUUCCUUUUAACAGUGAUGCGGUCUGUGCUGGGCAUAGUUUGAACUCUACUUUUUAAAGUGACACUAAUUAGCUUUAAUUCUGAAUUAGUGCUGUCAGUAAUGAAACAGAAAGCUGAAGGAUGCAAUAAUAUUGUAUCUGUAUUCUGGCUGGGCAAAAUGAUUGUGGUUCAUAUUCAGUUGAAUGAGAGGAUUCUUAUUUCAAGGUGGCACUCUCUCUCUCAUCUUGAUUUUUUAUCUUAACCACACAAACUAGUUGACUGAAAUAUUUGAUGUAAUGUAAGGACAUGUGAUACCUGACAGCCCUACAUGGUUCUCCAGUUUCCUCAUUCUGUAGCACUUGUUCAGACAGCAAGUCUUGGGCCAGGCACCAAACAGAAGACUGAUUCUGAAUGAGCUGAAAACUUGUUCAAACCCAUGAAUGUUUCAGAAUUUCAUAUGAAGUCCAUUUCAUAGUUGCAAGUGACAGGCUAGUUGCAUUUAGAAAAUUCAGCAAUGAUCCAAUCUUUGAGUAAUUUUGCAUCUUUAUAUUUCAUAACUUCACAUUUAUUUAAAAGUAAGCUAUUCAGCUGUGCAGUGUUGAUCCUUGUUGUAGCAUUUAUCAAUUUGUUUUUCGGUAUAGUGUUCCCCUCCUCCAACACUUGUGAGUGCUAGAUCAGACUUAUGGUAACUCCACUAUUCUGUGUCAUUAUUGAUCAGUUUAUGGUACCGGUAAUGUUGGAACUUCCAAGAAAUUUCAUGUUAGCCUCAUUUUUAUUGUGUAUGUAUUUUAAUAUGUUUUAAAUGUAUUCUUAAACUGGACUGUUAGGCUAUCAGAAACAUAAUUGUUGCUUAUUAAAAAUUGUUAACUGAGGAACCUUCAAUGACUUUGUACCUCUGGAGUGGUUGAUGUUGAAUUUCAGCUGUAGCUCAUUUCAUUUCUUCAGCAUUUGGCAAGUUGCAGUACUUUCCUUGAUUAGCAGUAAGCAUGGCCCCUCAAUACAGAUUAGAGGUAUGCAAUAUUUUGUUGAAAUUUUUGUGAAAUAUUUGAUGUUUUGAGGAGAAAAGAAUUCUUGUCUAAUUUUUUAGAAUUUAGAUUCAAAGUUUGUGGAGUAUUUGUCCUUAAACACUGCAAGGUUUUCAAACAUAUCAGAGUCUGGUGUUUCCAACAUGAAGUCAUUCACAGGAAAUUACAAGGUAGCAGACUGUUGUGUAAAAUUUACCACUGCAGAGAUCUGUGUUGCUAAAACUUGGUAAAGCCAGGCAAAUUCUGCACAUUACCGAUUUUCAGUCUUAGGCUGCAAAUUGAGGAUCAUCAGCAAGGAUCAUCAGGAGUAAGCUGAAGGAAAAGUAGGCAUCACAAACUGGGGAAAUGGAGUGAGACUAUGGGAUGCCUCUGUGCUGGAUAUUAGUCAAGAGAACAGGUCAAAUUGCUGUUCCCCUGGCUGGAUAUACAAAGUGAAUAACCAUUUGUAGUUGCUGAUUCUCAACAGGCCUACAGUGCAUUCAUUCCCAUUAUAAUGGUUUGAGCAUUGGAAAAUUGCUGUGUUUGUGAUCAUAAGUGCUCUUGUCUGACAUUAUAGUUGCAGUUUAAUAUUGUACCACAAGGUGCAUGAGUUGCAGUUGACUAAUGUGAACAUGUAUAGCUAGUGGUCAGCUUGGAUAUCUUUUAACUGUGCUUAAGACCUGGAUAUGCUGUUUUCCUCAUUUUCAUUCAGGAGAAUGACAUCAUAGUAAGAUACUUAAAAUUAGUUGUCAUUGAACAUGACUGAUCAAUGUAGAAGGACAAACAAUACAACCAGAGGGACUACUGUGCCCCUAUAGCUUAGGAGUUGUUUUUCCAGUCAUCUCCAAGAUAUUUUGGUGUUGGAGGUAGUGAGGGAAAGAGCAAUGAAUCUGAACUUAUUGUUGCAGUCAAACAGAAAAUGCUAGAAAUCAUAUACACAAGAUUCUGCAGAGACCAGGUGUGUUGAAAUGCUGUAAGUGUUGUCAGGCAGUGGAGAGUGUUAAAACAGAUUAAUAACUUUUAAUCAAAACUGAUAUUGGAGAUCUAAACAUUGAAGAAAGGUUGAAGAAACAGUCAUGUAGAGGGAAAAAAAAUCAUUGUAUGUAAAUGAUCAGUCCUAAGCUUGUAAAAAUUGAAUAAGCUGGUAAAGGGCAGAUUUGGAACUAGCCUGAAAGAGAGUGACAUAUAGAAGAACAGAAUGAAAAUAGCAGUGAGAGGUGACAAUUGUCCAGGUGUUUAAGAAACUGGUAUAUGCUGCAUUAAACAUUUGAGGGUGAUUCUGGAUGAAUGGCCCAAGAUGGAUCCAAUGGCCUUCCUCACCAGCAGUGAUCUUGGAAUCAAAUGGUACCUUUAGGUUAACAAGUUUCAUUCAAAUUGGACAGUCAUAUGAAAUUUUGUGGAAGCUUCAAUAUUGUGACAAAAAGAUAUUUGGUGUCUUAGAUGUAUUGGACUAAUACGCAAAUCUUGAUUAACGCAAGUAUUUUUUAAACAAGGUAAUGAAAAUUUUAAGACCCCCUAGCAUGUGAAAAAGGAUGGGUAGACCGUGGUGCUGAUAACAUCUUUACAGGUCAGCGCAAGUAAAACUUGUCCUCUAAUACCAGCAGUACUGUACACAUGCAAGUACCUUUGUGACUUAUUGCAUUGUAAGACACAAGUUUCAUGUUUGCUUGCAGACCUCUGAGUUGUUGACUUAAUGCAUUCUGAACCACCUAAUGUAUUGUUAUGUCACAAUAUUGUGGCUUGGUAAUGAAUCUAAUGUUUUCCCAGUCGAUCAAGAGAUUUUUUUAUUUCACCAGAAAUAUGCUAUUUCAUAAAUUUUUCUAGAAGGCCCAAGAUCAAAGGAAAACUGAGGGAUGUGAAAAUCUUAAAUAAAACCAACGUGCGAUAGAAAUUCACUAUUGCAGUCAGUGUAUAUCGUUCACUUUAGGGAUGUUUUAGAUGUAUAGUGAUACAGCAGGGAAAUGUCUCUUCAGCUCACUAACACCAUCAGUCACCCACUUGUCCCCACAUUCUCAUUAACCCCCACCCCCCACCCCAGAUUCUAUCAUUCACCCAAAUACUAGGAGCAAUGUCCAGCUGCCAAUUUACCUACACCAAGCAGAAUCCAGAACAUGGGGGAAACUGAUGUGAUCACAGGGAAAACCUGCAAAUUCCACUUGUGUAAUGCCCAGGGUCAGGGACUCUGGUGCAGUGGGGCUCUGUCUGUCUGCUGCCCUAGUAAUGCUCUAUACAAAGUUUCUUUUGUCUUAUCCUAACUUUUCGUUUCGCAUUCUAUUUCAUCUGGACUUUUUACUGCAUUAUUUUAGUUAGUGGCAGUUGAAUUAAACGUAUCCAAUUUGGAUUACAAACAUCCAAUUACAAUCCUGAAACAUUUUGGAUUCUUUGAUAUCGUUGGCUUUAACUAAUUGGGGUUAAGUUGUACUUUCAAAUGUUAUGAAGUGAUUCAGAACCAUCCUAUACAUAAAGUAUAAUAAAUUACUUGUUUUAUUUCAGUAAAUGACAAUUGAAUAACACAUACUCGCAUAUCCAUCCUUAGAGCUUCAUUGCAUUCUCCACACAGUAUACUUUCCCACGCAAUUUUGUGGAUAUACAAAUGUCUCCGUUUAGGAUCUUACUCAAGUUGUAAGGACUCAAGCACUGAACACUGUGAUAUCCCACCAACUUUAGCAAGCCAAGCCAAAAACUACCCAAUACUGUUUUCUUGCUGAAACCACUAGCUAUGCACCCAUCUCUUUUUAAGCCCUUGCCUGUGGCACAUUACAUCAAGGAGCUUUGAUGGCUAUUAAUUCCAUUGAUUUUUCCUCAUCGGGCUUUGGAGAGGAACAGAGAGGUUUUGAAAUGGUAACACGCAUGUGCUGCUUGCAUUGUUUCUCUUGGGGUAGAGAAGGCCAGCAGUGUAGCUUCAGUAAAAAUGUUGUAAACUCUGUAAUUAGGUUUCUUCAUUAAUACAGCAAUAUUACAGCAGUUCUCAAAAAUGCAUUUUUGAAUUUGUUUAAAUGGGAAGUUUCCCUAUAAAAUGGGCAGGUAAUCAAAAGCUUUAGCUGUGUGAAAUUUAAAAUGAGUGGGAGACUGUAAGAUAUUGUGCAAUAUAAGGCAUCCAUCUGGGUAAGAGAAUGAUUGAGAACUGCAGUAAAGUGGGUGUAUGAUGUGUUCAGAAACAUUUAAAUUACAGUUAAAUUACAUUAUUUUUACGAAUGUCAGCUCUCUCUAGUAUGGAUAUUUAAGUUCUAUAACAUGGGUCUGAAGGGUAGAAUGAGAACAAAACUCACUACAGAGUAUAAAGCUUUCACCGGCGGUGUUGGUAGGGGAACAAUGAACAAACAAACAUAUAAGAUGCUUAACAGAUAACAUUAUAGUGUAUUAAAAAAGGCAUGGUAUUUUAUGAAGGCCUUUGUUACCAACAUAUAUUAAUCAAAUUUGGUGACAACACUGGAAACAGCUGCACAGGAGAUUGAGAGAUGUUAGAAUGCUAAUGGCUCUUGUUUCCUGGAAGUGUGCCUCUCAGUUGUAGAUCCAGUCUGCCUACAUACUGCACACUGGCCCCGGUUUGUGGUGAGCUCGGGGCAAUUCAACGUUUGGGAAUUGAGCCCUUGGCACUUUGGUAUCAGAAAUGGGUUCUGGAUUUGAACAAGUUUGCAGAUGGAUCUAUUGCUCCUUUACAACAUUAAAUGUUCGGUAUUAAUUGUGCAGAAACGAGAUGCAUACUGAGGACCUGUGAAAUGUCUGAAAUCCUUUUUAAAUGAUCUUUGGGCUGUUGAGGUCACUGCAAGUAAUGUGAUUUUUGUUUCAAAGUUUAAUAUUUUAUUGGCAAGUCUAAUUUAUCCUGUAGUUUUCCUUUGUUCAAAUGCAGGUUAAUUGAUGUUUUAUCUUUAAACAGGAUUUCACUAAUGAACACUGUGACUGGCUGUAUUCAGGAUGUAAUAUUAGCACUGUGGUUGUACUUGGGAUGUCAUGGAACAUAAGCACUAAACAUCUUUAUUUUUGCAUCCAUUAAAUUUUAUGUUUUUAAAAUAAAAAAUCUAUAUGAACUGUUUCACAAUCAGUAGCAUUACUGUAUCACAAUAAAGAAUAAUUUUGGGAA
This is a messenger RNA of Hypanus sabinus (Atlantic stingray), 7763 nucleotides long. It is a transcript of the gene elmod3, whose product is annotated as ELMO/CED-12 domain containing 3. Lineage: Eukaryota; Metazoa; Chordata; Chondrichthyes; Myliobatiformes; Dasyatidae. The record is from RefSeq and is a predicted model, not a curated record. The transcript is spliced from 16 exons. The coding region runs from base 1091 to 2341 and encodes 416 amino acids.